Musa acuminata AAA Group (dessert banana) is the source of this 3180-nucleotide messenger RNA. RefSeq names its product pentatricopeptide repeat-containing protein At3g09060. Lineage: Eukaryota; Viridiplantae; Streptophyta; Magnoliopsida; Zingiberales; Musaceae. The record is from RefSeq and is a predicted model, not a curated record. Bases 47 to 2161 code for a protein of 704 amino acids. The transcript has 4 exons. Gene Ontology annotation, molecular function: protein binding.
ACCAAUUCGAGUCUUGGGUGACGAGACCGGCAGCGGAGCGGUCCCGAUGGCGGCGGCCGAACCUCCUGCCUGCGCUUCCCGCCUCCGCCAUCUCGUCGAACUCAUCGAGCUCAAAGCGCACAAGGACCCCGUCGCCGCCCUUUCCCACCUUGACUCCCUCGCCGCCCACCAUCCCUUCUCAUGCCCCUCCCCUUCCCUUCUCUUCCGCCUCCUCCGCGCUGUCUCCGCCUCCGCCCCCUCCCACCUUCCCCGCCUCCUCCGCUUCCUCCGCCACCACCCCCGUUGCCCCCGCUUCUCCGAGGCGGCGGCCCUCGUCGCCCUCAAGGCAUUCUCCCGCGCUCUCAUGCCCGACGAGGCCCUCCGCACCUUCCGCUCCCUCCCCGACAUCUUCCGCUGCACGCCCGGCGUCCGCUCCCACAACGCCCUACUCGACGCCUUCGUCCGCGCGCGCCGCUGGGAUGAGGCCGAGUCUUUCUUCGCCUUUUUCUCCGCCCGCGCUCGCGUCCGCCCCAACCUCCAGACCUACAACAUCCUCAUCCGAGGCCUCUGUGCUCGCGAACAGCUCGACCGGGCGCUGGAGCUGCUCCAAACGAUCCGGUCUGGCGGUAUCGAGCCCAACCGCGUCACCUACAGCACCCUUAUGUGUGCCCUGAUCAAAAGAGGUGAUUUGGACAAAGCACUCGAGGUCUUCGAUGAAAUGUGCGAUAGGAAGGUGGCUGCCGACGUUGUAUGCUACAAUGUCCUGAUCGAUGGGUUCUUGAAGAAUGAUGAACUCGACAAGGCUAUGGAGAUGUGGAAUCGAAUGGUGAGCGACAGGGCAGUUAGUCCGACCGUGGCGACCUAUAAUGUGAUGUUGAAUGGUCUAUGCAAGCUCGGCAAGUUCAAUGAGGUGAUGGAGCUGUGGGGUCGAAUGGUGGCGAACAGCCACCGUCCUGAUUCCUUCACCUAUGGAAUUCUGAUUCAUGGAUUAUGUGAGUCCGGGAAUGUGGAUGGGGCAUCACGAGUCUACACAGAGAUGAUGAAGAAUGGGCUUGUUCUUGACACUGUCACCUGCAAUUCUCUGCUUAAUGGCUUCUGCAGAGCAGGGAGGUUGGAGGAGUCUUCGAAGCUGUGGGAAUCAAUGCAAAGUGCAGGGCACUGUAACACUGUCAGUUACAACAUUCUGAUUAGAGGCCUCUUUGAGAAUGGUAGGGUAGAAGAUGCUAUCAUCCUCUGGGAACAGUUGCAGCAGCAGCAACAUAAGGCUUUGCGUCCAGAUUCAGUCACUUAUGGUGUUUUGAUACAUGGGUUAUGUGAGAAUGGGUACAUUAACAAGGCAUUGCAAGUACUGAAGAAGGCAGAAGAAGGUGAAGAUAAGAUUUUGGAUGUCUUUGCAUAUACAUCUAUGUUAGAUGGUCUCUGUAAAGACAAGAGAAUCGAUGAAGCUAUUUGCGUUUACAAUCAAAUGGCUAAAUGUGGUUGCAGACCAAACUCGCAAACUCACAAUGCCCUUAUAAGUGGCUUCUGCAGAGUAUCUAAGAUCUCAGAAGCCGUCCAGUUUUUCAAUCAGAUGCAAAGCAGUGGUUGCUCUCCUACUAUUGUGACAUACAACACCCUUAUCGGUGGUCUGUGUAAAGCAGAAAGGUUCUUUGAAGCUUCUGUGUUUACAAGGGAAAUGAUGGAGAAAGGCUUCAAACCUGAUACGAUCACAUACAGCUCGUUGAUAGAUGGUCUUUGUCGAGAUAAGAAGCUUGAUGCUGCUCUUGAUAUUUGGAACAGAGUUUUCAAUAUGGGAGAUGGAGCUGAUGUCAUUAUGCACAACAUUAUCAUUCAUGGUCUUUGUUCUGCUGGGAAAGUGGAAGAAGCCUUACGUGUUCAUUCUGAGAUGAAACGAAGAAACUGCACGCCAACCUUGGUCACCCAUAAUACGCUCAUGGAUGGACUUUAUGAAUCUGGUGAUUGUGAAAAAGCAUCGACUGUAUGGAUUGAGAUGCUAGAAGUUGGAUUGGAGCCAGACAUCAUCUCUUACAACAUAGCUCUCAAAGGCCUUUGUUCAUAUAACAGGACGUCGGAAGCGGUUCAGUUGUUGCAUGAUGCCUUGAGCCAUGGCAUAAUCCCAUCCACCAUUACAUGGAGUAUACUUCUUAGGGCGGUGAUGAAAGAAGGUCCUGCUCAAACAUGAUGACUAUGAAGUUCUGCCUCAAGCUUAAUACAGAGACCAGUUUCUGACACAUCAAGUUAGCAACCAUCUCUGCUUUUCCUUGGCUCAAGUUGCAGCAAUAUUUUUCUUUAGCAUCAGGGUGUGUGACUCAAUGUGACUCAAUUACACAACUUUCAACACCAACAACAAAGCCGUUUUAAACAUUGACUAAACCACCCACCAUGGGGCUCAAACCCAUGGUCACAAGGUUAAGAGCCUUGCACUCUACCGACUGAGCCGGAUGGGCUUGUUCAGUUGCACAAAGUUGGGAAUGUAUCAUCAGAAUCACAACUGGAUUCAAAAGCAACUUUAGCUUGCUGUUCUCCCAAUAUGAACCGAGAAAGCAAGCCCGCGCAUUAUCAGCCAAAUGCUGCAAGUUUACACCAAUUCAACUUGUAAUUAUCAAAAAGAGCAUUGCAGAUCAUGGCGGCAAGCAAAGCCAUUAGCACAGGCCUGAAUAUCUUGGCAAAUUAUGUGAAGGCAUGUACCAGACUCUCCAGGUGCUCUAAUAUCUUCUACAAGCCAAGCAAGAGAGUACUAUUAUUUAUUUAAGAAGGCUUCUCUGGUGUCGGAGACGCUGACAUUGGCUUCCUCAAGCUUUUGGAGUGUGUUUUUUCCAGCUUGAAUGAUCUUGGCAUUUUCAUCCUCUGCAAAUGGACUGGGGAGCAAUGUUCAUUGACAAGGUGGUGAGAGAGAUCCUUUGGAUGUUCGAGUGGUGGACUGACUGAUUAGUGAAAUUUGUAGCUGUUCUUUGCUUUGAGAAGAUAUCCUAAUGCAAGGAUAAUUGUUGCAAUCUUAUGGUAAAAAGCCAAGGGAUGGUGUUGGCUUGGCAGCAUAAGGCUAGGGAGUAUCCUCAAAGUUUUGGUCUUCACCUAUUUAUUUCCCCGGAACACUUCUGAUUAGCAUGUACGGUGAUUAGUACGUAUGGUUGACAAAUCAUUGAAUCUGUAACAAUUAGUCUCACAUCGAAAGUGAAUAAGAUUAAGAUUGAUUUAUAAGGA